AUGGACAGCGCGGCCGGCGCCGCCUUCGCCCCGGACAAGCCGGCGCUGGGCCCGGGGCCGCCGCCGCCGCCGCCGCCAGCUCUGGGGCCCGGCGACUGCGCCCAGGCGCGCAAGAACUUCACGGUCAGCCACCUCCUGGACCUGGAGGAGGUGGCGGCGGCCGGGCGGCUAGCGCCGCGCCCCGCGGCCAGGGCAGAGGCGCGGGAGGGCGCGGCGCGCGAGCCGUCAGGGGGCAGCAGCGGCAGCGAGACGGCGCCGCAGGACGGUGAGUGUCCCAGCCCCGGGCGCGGCGGCGCCGCCAAGCGAAAGAAGAAGCAGCGGCGGAACCGCACCACGUUCAACAGCAGCCAGCUGCAGGCGCUGGAACGCGUGUUCGAGCGCACGCACUACCCCGACGCCUUCGUGCGGGAGGAGCUAGCCCGGCGCGUCAACCUCAGCGAGGCGCGUGUCCAGGUCUGGUUUCAGAACCGCCGGGCCAAGUUCCGCCGAAAUGAGCGGGCCAUGCUGGCCAACCGCUCAGCCUCGCUGCUCAAGUCCUACAGCCAGGAAGCCGCCAUCGAGCAGCCCGUGGCUCCCCGGCCCACUGCCCUGAGCCCCGAUUAUCUCUCCUGGACGGCCUCGUCCCCCUACAGCACGGUGCCGCCAUACAGCCCAGGAGGCUCAGGCCCUGCGACCCCGGGGGUCAACAUGGCCAACAGCAUCGCCAGCCUCCGUCUCAAGGCCAAGGAGUUCAGCCUGCAUCAUAGCCAGGUGCCCACGGUGAACUGA
Molecule: messenger RNA, 768 nt
Organism: Lipotes vexillifer (Yangtze River dolphin)
Lineage: Eukaryota; Metazoa; Chordata; Mammalia; Artiodactyla; Lipotidae
Gene: PRRX2
Product: paired related homeobox 2
Exons: 4
Coding region: 1-768 (255 amino acids)
Biological process (GO): regulation of transcription by RNA polymerase II
Cellular component (GO): nucleus
Molecular function (GO): DNA-binding transcription factor activity, RNA polymerase II-specific; RNA polymerase II cis-regulatory region sequence-specific DNA binding
Source: RefSeq, a predicted model, not a curated record